AGCUUUUGUGCGCAAGACUCUCGAGAGCUUUUCGCGAGAUCGCGUUACGCUUCGUCAGUUAGUGCGCGUUAGUGAGCGAUUCGUGAAACAACAGUAUCAUUGCCGCCAUCCUUCGCCGUUCAUGAUGCUGGAACGAGGCAGCGACAAAUUCGCAGGUGGACGCAGCACAUUCGGAAGUGUCGCGUGGUGCGCGUGUUGCGUCCUCGUGUUUUCCAUCGUCCUGGCCGACGGCGUGCCUUCCGGAUCUGAGCCAAUAAUAAACACCACAUGGGGCCCGGUGCGCGGAAAAUGGAGCAUGAGUUUGAACGGCCGGCCGAUCGCGAAUUUCCUCGGGAUACCAUACGCGCUGCCUCCGUUGGGUGAUUUGCGAUUUAAGAGUCCGCAACGAUGGAACCGUACGUGGACGACGGUUCGCGACGGCACGUAUGACAGGCAAAUGUGCACUCAGUUUUUUCGCGGAGAAGUGCUCGGUGGCGAGGACUGUCUUCAUCUGAACGUCUUCAUGCCCAUGCUCCUGGGCAACCAACUGAGAGUGCCGGUUGUAGUCUACGUAUACGGCGGCAUGUUCAAAUUUGGCAGCAGCAAUAGCACACUGUACGCGCCGGACUAUCUGUUGGAUCACGACGUGGUCCUCGUUACGUUAAAUUACCGACUCAAUGCUUUAGGCUUCUUCAGCACGACGAACCAAGUCGCGCCGGGCAACUACGGCCUCAAAGAUAUAGUAGCGGCCCUUCAUUGGAUUCAAGAGAAUAUCCAUUACUUCGGAGGGAACCCCGAGUCAGUUACCAUGAUGGGAACGAGCUCUGGUGCCGUCUUGGUUCACAUGCUCGCACUCUCAGACAAAUCGGAGGGCCUGUUCCACCGUUACAUUCUGCACAGCGGAAGCGCUUUGCACCCGUGGGCUCUUCAGUCCAAAGAAACAACCAGACGAAUUGGCCUGGAAUUCGCGUGGAGCGUCGGCUGUCUGCCACCGGGAGUCGACAAUGCGACCGCAUCGAACGAGACGAUCGCGAAUUCCGGGCAGUAUGACAUAUCGGCUGACGAUGUGGAACAAGAGAUAAUGAAGUGCAUGAGAGACACUGACCCGGGUGAAUUGUCGAGAAUGAGUACCAUGUAUUUUUGGAGGAUGCGUCCGUGUUGCCCCUUCUUGCCCACACUGGAGGAGGAGUCCGAAGACGCCAUUGUGACGAUGCCCCCGCUACAAGUCAUAAAGAACGGAUUGUUCCGCGACAUACCGGCGAUAAUACUAGUCACAAAGGACGAGGGUCUAUUGAGUUCGAUGGACUUCAUUUUGAAUCCUGAAAUCAGGAAGGAGAUGAUAGAGAAUUUUGAGGAAUUUUUGCCCUAUGUGUUGGAAUAUCAGGACGUGAUUUCCAACACUAGCGUCUUCGCCGAUGCGAUACAGAACUUUUAUUUCGGUGGAAAUCUCACGGAAGCGAAUUUAAUGCGCAACAUCACGGAGAUGAUAGGCGACGCGACAUUGAUAUGGCCGUCGUUUCAGACUGCGCGAUAUCAGUCGGAAAUGGGAAACGCCAGCGUUUACUUAUCUCUCUUCGCAUACCAAGGGACGUUCUCAGCUACCUUCUCUUGGAACAGUCCGACUCAUUACGGCGUCUGCCACACUGACGAACUAAACUACUUGUUCCCUAUUUUCAACAAUGCGUUUAAGGAUUGGAUGCUACACAAUACGGAGAAUGAUAACGCUAUGAUUACCUUUAUGACGGAGAUAUGGACGAAUUUCGCAAGAGAUGGGGUGCCGAGAGCGUGGACGAUCCCCGCAUGGCCCGAUUACCGCGAUCAUCAUCAGUUCAUGAGAUUCGGGCUUGACGGCUCGCCGGAUAUUGCGGUGCAAGCCGAUUUCCUGCCCGCCAGAAUGGAGUUCUGGGAGAAGUUGACGGCGAACGUAUCGACGGAAUGCGAUGUGGAGCCCGACGUGUUCACUGACAACCCUGCAGACAAUAUGAUAACCACGAUCGGUGGUACGGCCCAUCACAGAUUAAUGCUCGACGUCGCGUUGAUCAUCGCGCUCAUUCACCGGCUUAUUUAAAGAAAGUCAGGGAAAUAUACGUUAUAUAUGCGCACUAGGCGCGCGAUGUCAGCAAGCGUGUGUCGGGAUACACACGUGUCGUCCACAACGUGUGUACUUAAUUGAUUUUUCCCAGUCGCGCGCGGAGCUCGAAUAAAAAUACUAACGCUCGUGCCCCGAAAACACUCCCACGGCGCAAAUGUAAAAAGGGAGGAACGCGAGUAAACGUACGUGCAAUAUUCCGUGUAAAUCGUAAAAAUUAGUGUCUCACGCGGCUCCAUCGAAAGAGCAGUGUGUUCAACGUGUUACUCGCGAAAACGUUCGGGCAUGCACGCGCGGAGCGGAUGAUAUAUAUGCGUGUGUAUACAUCGUGUACGUAUCGUGGUGGAUAUAAAACACGUGCAAGCUCGAUCGCGCCACUUGUGGCUCGAGACCAUCGUACCUCGCGGUUCCUCUGCGCCCUUUUCCUCCCCGCGCAGGGAGCUAGUUUACUCGUCCCAGUAAAAAGUAACGACGACAGUAAAUACGAGACGGAGCUGUCUCGUUUCCUAUCCACCGCUUAUCUCCUGCGCGGCGCGCGAAAGAUCGAUACGCCCGUUAAGGGGAGAACUCCAUGUAAUUGGUCGGAAAAAUCGAUUUUUUUUUUUCAUUUAAAUCGAAUCCUUGUUAUAUGGAGAAUAUAAAGUUUUAAAAAAAUUCGAAGCAUUAAUGGCACUACGGACAUGUUUAUACCUGCGCCGUGUGCAAGUAUAAGAGCCGCCCGGCGCGUCUUGGCCGGACCCCUCCUGUUUCUCGACUUAAUCCCUUUUGCACAAUAGACUUUAAUGUUUCUCAGUGGCCGAGAGGUGCUUGGGAGAGCAUACACAGUAUGCUAAUGAGAGUCUAAAUGCAAUGAUCUGACGAUUAGCUCCCAAACACUUACAUGGCACUUAUUGGCACUAAAAUAAUAGAAAUAGCUGCUUAUAUUGCUAGUAGCAUUUAACGAGGGCUAUUCUGCAGCGCUAAAAAUGAUGAAUGUAUCGGAAUUUAAAAUUGGCCAGCAAUACAAAAAUUACGUCGAUUUAUUGGACAGCAAGCGAUUGAACAAGCUCAUAGCACCACAAAGGAGGCUCGAAUAGCUUAUAAACAAAAAAAAUUGCAGAAAACUAAUUUUUCGAGGAAACGGAGGGCCUAUUAUAUGGAGCUGGAAUUAAAGAAUAGUCGAAAAGAGCCAUGAGUUUCCAAAAACUGUUUUUUUGUUUAUUUAUUUGUUUCGUUAAUUUUAAACGUUUUUCUCAGAACUACUUUUUCAACUUACGUACAUCAAAAUUCAAAAACUAUUCAACCAAUUGCGUUGCACUUAUGCGUGCAUGUACAUUAUUACUUUUGUAAUAGAAUAAACCUAUAUGUAAUUAAUAUUUAUUUAUUUAAACAACUUUUCUCAAACAAUUAAGAUGAAAAUUUUCCGUAAAAUUUUAACCUUUUCUUUCGAAGUCGUUUAUUUUCACUAAAUUUCUAAUUUUUUUAUAAAUUUUUUUAUAAAUUUAGAUUCAUUCCUCGUGAUUUUUAUUAAAAAAAAAACAAAUCUUUUAAUAUUUUGCUGCAGAAUUAAAACUGAAAUCGCUAGAAUGUACGCAAGUUCACCUCAUAAAAAACGAAACCUCUGAUAUCGACCUCUAUUAACCAUCAAAAUAUCCAUUACUAUUGCUCAAAGAAAAUGUUUUCUAGUUCUUUGAGUAUGCAUUUAAAUAUACUAAAAAUUUCAAAAAGAUUCAUCGAAUAGCUUUUUUUUUAAUUCCUAAAGACUGCCUAUUUUUCGGCUUAUUUACAUGAAGUUCUCCCCUUAAUAGCGCCGAUAAAGUUUCCGAAGCUGAGAAGCUUCGUCUACUUACCCUGAGAGAGACACAGAAUACUGGAAUAAACAGAGUUUGCAGGUCCUAUAUCAUUUCCCUUGCGCGCGCGCGCGCGCCUUUGUGUCUCAUACAUUAGAAAUUAGAUCUAAUGUAAUAUAUCCCUCUAAAGUACAAUCGGUGUAUUCUUCACUGAAAUGCUAUACUUACAACUGGCGUUUUAGUUAUAUGUAUAACGCUGCAAUCGGCAAAAUUUCACUGAAAAGAUCAAUUAAUUAUUAGUGAUUAUUCCCAUUACUAUUGAUACGCUUUGCGAACACAGGCAGUGUCAUUGCACAAAAGACACGUAGAAGUCAUUAUUUCCAUCGUAAUCCAAUCCAAAACGUUAGAUUUAACAACAUAAAACAAGUUUGUGUAUUACAUUGAGAGAGAGAAAAUAUCUAAAAAAUAAAGAAUAUUUAUUCAGA
Molecule: messenger RNA, 4322 nt
Organism: Odontomachus brunneus
Lineage: Eukaryota; Metazoa; Arthropoda; Insecta; Hymenoptera; Formicidae
Product: esterase FE4-like
Exons: 10
Coding region: 122-2047 (641 amino acids)
Source: RefSeq, a predicted model, not a curated record